Messenger RNA from Rotaria sordida, 936 nucleotides. The record is from the annotation of a GenBank genome assembly. NCBI's taxonomy places the organism in Eukaryota, Metazoa, Rotifera, Eurotatoria, Philodinida, Philodinidae.
AUGAUUCAUUUGCGUCGUCUUUAUUUUAUACUCUAUUUACCUGUUCAGACAAGACUUGAUGAUAUUGAUCUUUAUUGGUUUAACUUAGAUCAUCAUACUGUUGAGUACGAAAUAAAUGAAGUGAUAUUUCUUUAUACAAUUCCAUAUUUAUUAAAUAGUCAACGACGAGUGUAUAAUAAUAGUGUUGCACAACAAUCGACAAUUAAUAAUAAUAAUAUCACACAUAUUGAAUGGAUCAUUGAUCAUGAUCUUUUAUCCAUUGCCAAAACUCUUCUUCAUUUCGAACAUGUUAAAUCACUUCAUCUGUUUUUUAAUAUGACAGAAAUGAAAUUAAAUCCAGAUUCUUGGCAUAUGAUACUUCCGUUUUUACGUUCUCUUCGAGUUAAUUUUCAACGGAAUCCUAUGCAAUCAAGGAAAUUGUAUAAUCAAUCUGUCACACCGAAUCUCUAUCGUUAUAUUCUUCUUGAACAAUUUCGUCAAUGUGCUACUGCACUUGAGUCUUUGACGCUAUACUGGUCUGACAUUCGACUUCUUCUUAAACAUUCUUCUUCACCUUGGUCAUUCGUUCGACAGCUAAAUAUUCUUUUGGACAUAGACGAAAAGAUUCCAUCUCCAUUUUUGACUAAACGAUUACCAACAAACGAAGCUUUUCCUCAAUUACAAUAUCUUUCAUUUGGUGGUCGUCGUUUUUCACUCACACCACCGAAAAAACUCGCGAAUCGAAUCCUCUUAUGGUUCGAUAGUCUCGUAUCUUCGUCAUCAAAAUUCAUCAUCUUACAUGUGAAUCGAUGCUGUGGUACUUAUCGAAGUGUACCUUCAACAUCUCGUGACAUACUUAUGACACUUCUUACAGAAUGUGUUCAUUCGAGAAAUCUUCGCUAUUCAUCGUCUAAAAUCAUUAUUGAUUCCAAUGAAGAGAUUAUCAUUUGGCUUUGA